UUCUACCUUGCCACGGCCUACGCUACUCUUCUUUUAAACAACUCUUCUUUACUUUCACAACAACAGCAACUACAGCAACUCCUUCUUCUUCUUCUUUAACCUUUUCUACUUACGCAUCUUCAUUGUUUCUCAACAGCAACCUUUUCUACCAGAUCUCAGAUUUUCUAUACCAGCACCACAUCUUACAGCUCUAUUUUCUUUGUUCUUUUCAUCACUCUCCACCCCACCUUAACACCGAUCGACCAUGCAGUACAAUAACAACAAUCAAGAAUACUUUAUUGCUCCAACUUACGCCGAGCCCUACUUUUACAUGCAAGAACAACAACAACAUCAACAUCAACAAAUGAUGCCACCGCCAACAUUCGAAGAACCUCAUCAUCAACUUCCCUUAUCAUCAUCACCAGCAUCAUCCAACAACAACAACACCACCUCUACUACGAAAUCAAACAAAUCCGCCACCCGAUCUUCCUCAUUCUCAUCCUCCUCUUCCUCUUCUGCUGCGUCUGCUGCCAGUGCUGCUGGCAACCGGAAACGACCGAAGCGCAAACAAGUCAAAAACGCAUGUGUGAACUGUCAAAAGGCGUGCAAGAAAUGUGACGACGGCCGUCCCUGCCAGCGUUGCAUCAAGCUUGGUUUGAUUGCCACGUGCAUCAACUCGCCCCGCAAGGAACGCAAGAAGGGUGUCAAGCGUGGCCCUUACAAGAAGCGAACACACAGCAGCAGCAGGAGACUGCAGCCAUGGUGAUGAACGACCAAGCCGUAUCUUCAUGGAUGGCGAUGAUGCAGCCACCAGUACACGAGCAGCACCAGCAGAUGCAUCAGAUGCAGCAAUUCCCACAAGAGUUUAACGAUCACCACAAUCACAAUCACAACAACAACAACAACGGGUUCUGGCAAUCCUUUUUGUCUACAGCUUAAAGUUAAUAAGCAUUUCAUCAUCAUCAUUCAAUCCAUAUUUUUUGUUUAUCCCCGCUUCUUCUUAUUACCCCCCCCUUCUUC
Zychaea mexicana is the source of this 999-nucleotide messenger RNA. RefSeq lists its product as uncharacterized. Gene Ontology annotation, biological process: regulation of DNA-templated transcription. Lineage: Eukaryota; Fungi; Mucoromycota; Mucoromycetes; Mucorales; Lichtheimiaceae. The transcript is spliced from 3 exons. The record is from RefSeq and is a predicted model, not a curated record. Gene Ontology annotation, molecular function: zinc ion binding; DNA-binding transcription factor activity, RNA polymerase II-specific. The coding region runs from base 245 to 745 and encodes 166 amino acids.